CUGGUCCAAAACCCAUUCAAGUUCCUCAUUUGUAUAGCCUUCUCUUCCUUCCCCUUAACAUUCCUAUCCCAUGUCGAGCUUCAAUGUCCACACUCAAAAGUAACAUUUCCUAAAGUCUCUUCUUGCUGCUUUUGUCACUUAAUCUUCUUGAGCUACUCAUCUUUUCUUCCAGCUCCAAGCGUAGUGACAUGGUUUUUGAAUCCUCUGUUGAUUUUACCUGCAACUCUUACUUUGCAAUUUUAACCCAAAUCAUUUCACUCAGAAUAUUCCUUGGACCUUCUCUUUGGAAGGUCUCUCUCCUUGUCAAGCAAAAGCUUUUGCUUGGAAGGCUCCGAUGUCAAUGCCAAUGACAUGCUUCAAGUUUGGAGGCCGAGUCUUGCUUUGUCCAAAGGUGUGUGUGCAUGUGUUUUUUGAACGCUUAAGUCUCAUAGCCAUCUUUUCUUCUACCGUGAAGUUGGAUGGAGGGUUUGGGCUAGCUUUUCUAAUGUCUUUGGUGCUUGUUGGGUUUAUCUUCCAAAUCGUGAGUGUUUCAUGGUCUCUUCCCUUUGUGGCAUGGAAAGAAAGAGAGUAGAAUUAUGAAGGACCAUUUUCUACGUCAUUGCUUAUUUGGGAUAAGCUGAUUUUUUACUUUUAGCUUUCUGUUUGAGCUAAGGUGAAUAUAAGGGCUUUGAUACUUGACUGGCUGUUUAUAUGAAUUGGUUUUGUCAACGUCUACUGCUUUACCAUUAGCUGUUAAUGGUGAAUAUUGCGUUUCAGUGUGCAUCGUGUUUGUGGCCAGUGUACAGGUUCUUGCUAACUUCAUCUGUUUACUGAAGUCUAUAAUCUAUUUCAACCAUUUCUAGAGAUUUGAAUUCUGUACACUAGCUCUAUUCCUAGAAAAGUUAAUGCAGAGGUUGGGAGAAGGUGGAGUUAGCUUGCUCGUUAAGAGUAUUUCAAUAAUGGCAUAUUAAUGAGACACUUUAGUAGAAAUUCUCUACCUCAUAAAGCAGGAAGAGAAAAAGGAUAAAUGUUAUGAGAACAAAUAAUGAAAGAGGCAUCUCAGAGCGAAGAAAGAAGAAUGACAGAUAUAGCAGGGAAGGAAUUCGGUUAAUUCCUCAAAAUAUAUCACAGGAAAGAGACAUCUUCGAACCUGGAAAGAAGCAGGACAGAUGUAUCAAGUCAGAAACCAUCUGGCCAGUAAAAAAAGAUGAAAUUCUUAAAAAGAGCGAACAUAUUCCUCAGACAGUUAGCCUUCCUCCAUUGGUUAGUGCUCUACAAUCUUCAGCCAAUAAAAAUGUCGCCAGUUUUCACUUCCCUGGACAUAACAGAGGUCAUGCUGCUCCACCUUCUUUAACUCAGCUUAUUGGUUUACAACCAUUUAUACAUGAUUUACCAGCAGUCCCUGGGCUUGACAAUCUCUUUUCUCCGGAGGGGCCAAUUUUAGAGGCACAGAAGCAAGCGGCCAAACUUUUUGGAUCAUCAGAGACAUGGUUUCUUGUUGGGGGUACCACUUGUGGAAUACAAGCGGCCAUAAUGGCAACUUGUUCUCCUGGAAAAUAUCUAGUCCUCCCCCGGAAUUGUCACAUGUCGGCUAUUUCUGCUAUGGUUCUAUCUGGGGCAAUACCUAUGUACAUAAUUCCUGAAUAUGAUCACAACUGGGACAUAGCUGGUGGGGUCACUCCAUCACAGGUAGAAGAAGCAAUUAAGGAAUUGGAACUGAAAGGUCACAGAGCAGCAGCAGUUCUUGUCACUUCUCCUACGUAUCAUGGUAUAUGCAGCAACUUGAGGAAGAUUUCCAAGCUUUGUCGUUCUCAUGGAAUUCCUCUGAUAGUGGAUGAGGCUCACGGGGUACACUUAGGAUUUCAUCCGCAGCUGCCUCAGUCAGCUCUUCAACAAGGGGCUGAUAUAGCUGUACAAUCCACUCACAAGGUUCUAUGUUCUCUUACACAGUCAUCGAUGUUGCACUCGUCAGGGAAUAAUGUAAAUAGAGAAAAAAUAAGUAGGUGCCUUCAGACCCUUCAAAGCACUAGCCCUAGUUACCUUCUUUUAGCAUCGCUCGAUGCAGCCAGAGCUCAGCUUAGCGAGAACCCAAAAAUCAUUUUUAACAAAGCAUUGGAUUUGGCUACAGAAGCACAACUUUUGGUAAAAAAGAUUACAGGCAUCUCAGUGCUUGAUUUUCCAAGUUUCACUAGCUUCCCUGCAAUUGAUCCUCUGCGGCUUACUACUGGGUUUUGGCAGCUUGGUUUAUCUGGUCAUGAAGCAGAUAAAAUUCUGUACUCAUAUGGAAGCAUAAUCUGUGAACUUGUUGGGACUCGAUCUACUACUUUUACCAUCAACCUUGGAACUUGUCGGGAUCACAUUGAAAGGUUAGUGAGAGGAAUGGAGCACUUAUCAGCAACUUGCAGAUCCGUUCAGAAAAUUGAAGAGAAAGUGGCUUCUGAAAGUUUGGCACCUUUUGCUGAUAUUACUAUCACCCUGAAUCCAAGGGACGCAUUCUUUUCAAGUAAAAGGAAAAUGAAAAUUGAGGAGAGUGUUGGAAAGGUUUGUGGGGAGAUGAUAUGUCCUUAUCCACCUGGGAUUCCUUUAAUGAUUCCGGGUGAAUUGAUUACCAAAGAAGCUUUAGAUUAUCUUCUGUAUGUUAGAAGCAAAGGUGCGAUCAUUACCGGUGCUUCUGAUCCUUUCCUCUCUUCCAUUGUUGUCUGUGAUGGGUAGUUCAGAGCAUGGUAAAUGAUAAUUCCUCAUAACAAGAGCUUGAGGAACGUUUCGCAAGUGGUGAUAUCUAGCGUCAUGAAUAUCAACAGACAACGUUAUGGAUUUUUUUUUUCUUAAACAAAGUAAUUUUAAGACUUU
Messenger RNA from Carica papaya (papaya), 2829 nucleotides. Lineage: Eukaryota; Viridiplantae; Streptophyta; Magnoliopsida; Brassicales; Caricaceae. The record is from RefSeq and is a predicted model, not a curated record.